UUCCCCUUCUUCUUAACGGCUCUCUCUUUCUCUCUCGCAUACUCGCACAGUAGUAGUAGCAGCAGCAGAAGAAGAAUGGGAAUGGAGUUGCUGCCCUCAACAAAUCAAGCGUCCGAAGCAGCUGCUGCCGCUGCCGGUGGUAGUGGUGGUGGAUCUCAACACAUUUAUUGCCGUAAACAGAAAUCUCUCGGCCUCUUAUGUUCCAAUUUCUUGAGAUUAUACGAUAGGGAAGGUGUCGAGACUAUAGGGCUUGACGACGCCGCUGCUCGUUUGGGUGUUGAGAGGCGGCGGAUCUAUGACAUAGUCAAUGUCUUGGAGAGCGUUGGUGUUCUUGCUAGGAAGGCCAAAAAUCGCUAUACUUGGAAAGGUUUUGGCGCAAUUCCUUCUGCCUUGCAACUUCUUAUGGAAGAAGGUAUGAUGACGAAUGAGAAUGCAAAUGAUGGAACUUGGUCUGUAAAAACUUCAGAUGAUGAGGAGGACGAUACCUACUCAAGUCUUAGCAACUACUCAAGUCAGAAUCACAACUUCAACCCCAUUUCUGCUCCAAAGCUUCCACAGUCAUCCAAAUAUGCUGACAACAGGAAAGAGAAGUCUUUGGCAUUGCUCACCCAAAACUUUGUUAAGCUAUUCCUUUGUAUGGAUAUGGACAUGAUUUCUCUUGAUGAUGCUGCAAAGAUAUUGCUUAAGAAUGGAAAGGAUCCUGCAAUGACAAGAAGUAAAGUCAGAAGGCUGUAUGACAUUGCCAAUGUGUUGGCUUCAAUGAAAUUUAUUGAGAAGACACAUCAUCCAGAAACAAGAAAACCUGCUUUUAGAUGGUUGGGUAUGAAAGGUAUAUCUGAAAGCGGAGCUGAUCCUUCAGCUAUUGAUGGGUCUAAGAAAAGGGCAUUUGGGAUGGAUCUGACAAAUAUGACUGUUAAGAGGAGUAAGGUGGAACCGGUGGGGGAUGGAGGAUUGCAACAGGGCAUGAAGGUACAACUUAAAGCACAAGUAAAACGUGAGGCUUUGGAAGAUGAGGUUCUUCGGCCGAAAUUGCAGAUCGACUCAAGAGCCAGCACAAAAAGUUACCGGUUUGGCCCUUUUUCCCCUGUGAAUGCACCACAAGUCGCAGCUUCUGAGGAUAACAAAGAAACACAGAGUCAUGAUUGGGAAAGUCUAACAGCUACUUAUCGCCCUCAGUACCAUAAUCAAGCUUUGAGAGAUCUUUUUGCACAUUAUGUGGAAGCUUGGAAAUCUUGGUACACUGAAGUUGCUGAGAACCCGAUACAACUGAUCUCCUAAAACUUGCUUUUUGUAUAGUCAUUACUUGUACUCACAAAGCACGGCAACUAAGCUCUGAGAUUCAUUUCAUGGCAGAGUAGAUAAUCUCCAUGCAUCAGCCACAAAGUUUACACUCUGUAAAACUCAAAUUCAAUAUUGAUUUCAAUAAUACAUUACCAGAGUGAAGAUCCA
Messenger RNA from Coffea eugenioides, 1449 nucleotides. RefSeq names its product E2F transcription factor-like E2FE. The record is from RefSeq and is a predicted model, not a curated record. NCBI's taxonomy places the organism in Eukaryota, Viridiplantae, Streptophyta, Magnoliopsida, Gentianales, Rubiaceae. The coding region runs from base 76 to 1278 and encodes 400 amino acids. Gene Ontology annotation, biological process: regulation of transcription by RNA polymerase II. The transcript is spliced from 11 exons. Gene Ontology annotation, molecular function: DNA-binding transcription factor activity, RNA polymerase II-specific; RNA polymerase II cis-regulatory region sequence-specific DNA binding. Gene Ontology annotation, cellular component: RNA polymerase II transcription regulator complex.